AUGGCUUCAGUCCACGAACACUCUGAAGCCGCCCCCGAAUUCUCUCCCUUUCCAGAGGGCAUUGAUUCAUCGGCAAUGCGGGCGAUGACAGGAUUCUCCAAUCAUAACGCAGAGCCUGUCGACAUUGGCCAUCCUACUCGCACUCACCCUAACGACAACAACGCUAGGUGGCUCUGGAUCGCCUUCCGCCGUCAGUCGGGCAAGUAUGCUGAAUUCCUCCGCAACGCUAGCAUGGAUAUCCUUAGAACACAAUGGUGGGACGAAGAUGCACACUCCCCAGAUGCAGAACGUCUAUUCGGUCUGCUCGUAGACAGAGGGGGCAAAUGCUCCAUCUGUGGAUCUGAAGACGGCAUCGCUUGCCUAAAGCGACACUUUGCAUACAAUCAGCAGUGA
This is a messenger RNA of Serendipita indica DSM 11827, 393 nucleotides long. The record is from the annotation of a GenBank genome assembly. Lineage: Eukaryota; Fungi; Basidiomycota; Agaricomycetes; Sebacinales; Serendipitaceae.